This is a messenger RNA of Serpula lacrymans var. lacrymans S7.9, 425 nucleotides long. RefSeq lists its product as uncharacterized. Lineage: Eukaryota; Fungi; Basidiomycota; Agaricomycetes; Boletales; Serpulaceae. Gene Ontology annotation, cellular component: U2 snRNP; U12-type spliceosomal complex; precatalytic spliceosome. The coding region runs from base 69 to 401 and encodes 110 amino acids. The transcript is spliced from 6 exons. The record is from RefSeq and is a predicted model, not a curated record. Gene Ontology annotation, biological process: mRNA splicing, via spliceosome.
AAUGAACAGCCAUCUCUUUCGCUCAACACUCAUCUUGUAGCCUUCAAGCCUCUUCUCAGUGAAUCGAUAUGUCAAAGCAUCACCCAGAUCUCAUCAUGUGCAGGCGACAACCUGGUAUUGCUAUUGGACGACUAUGUGAGAAAUGUGACGGGAAAUGCCCAGUAUGUGACUCAUAUGUCCGGCCAGAAACACUCGUACGCAUAUGUGACGAAUGCAACUUUGGCACGUACGGAGGAAGGUGCAUUAUAUGUGGUUCUCCUGGAAUCUCAGAUGCAUAUUACUGUGCUGAAUGCACUCGGUUAGAAAAGGACCGCGAUGGUUGUCCUAAAAUCGUAAACUUGGGUGCCAGUAGAACGGAUCUGUUCUAUGAGAGGCGUAGGUUAGGGUUUAAGAAAGGCUAGAAAUAUCCAUUUCAUGUAUUUUAC